AUGGCAGUGAGAACCGAUCAAAAAUUUCCCCACAAAAUGGAGAUCGGAUGCUUUAGCUUAAACCCAGAAGCCCCAGAGUUUUUCCCAACAAGAUACACUUUGGUUCCAGGUCCUAGUUUUCCCAUUUUACAAACCAUAAACGCACCCUAUAAUCUCCUCUAUUAUUAUCUACCUCUUCAGUACCCCUUUGCUUUCACUGCUCCACCACCACCACGCCACCAAAAUGCAGUACUACCCCAUUCCUCGUCGCCGGAGAGAGAUGUUGUGCUGGUGGCUGAACCGUUCAAGGUUAAGAAGGGUUUCAGUAGAAAUAAGUAUCAUUGGAAAGGUAGAAGAGGCUGCGGUGCUGCUGCUCGAGCAGCUCGUAAGAAAGAAUGGAGGGCUAAGCCUGGUUUUAAUGGUGAUGAUGAUGAUGAUCAAGCUUCGUUUGAGUGUACAAGGAAGGUUCAAUAUUGGGCUGGUGGUGAGAAACAACCAUUGAUUCCACUCCAAUCUGGUGGCAGUGAGACGACGAUCAUGAUCAAGAACAUUCCCGUCAGAUACACAAGAGAGAUGUUGAAGGAAUUUCUUGACCAGCAUUGCAUGGUUACAAAUCGAGAGGCAAAGUCCAAUGCAAAUAAUGAAGAACCUUCAUUGUCAGCUUAUGAUUUCUUGUAUCUUCCUAUAGACUUUGUCACUAAAUCAAAAAGAGGCUACAUAGAUACAUGCAUUUCUUGCAAUUUCUUCCCUUUACCUUGGUUCACCAUUGUUGCAGCACCAGGUCAAACAAAGGCUAUGCUUUUGUAA
Molecule: messenger RNA, 786 nt
Organism: Gossypium arboreum
Lineage: Eukaryota; Viridiplantae; Streptophyta; Magnoliopsida; Malvales; Malvaceae
Exons: 3
Coding region: 1-786 (261 amino acids)
Source: RefSeq, a predicted model, not a curated record